Messenger RNA from Recurvomyces mirabilis, 3063 nucleotides. RefSeq lists its product as uncharacterized. NCBI's taxonomy places the organism in Eukaryota, Fungi, Ascomycota, Dothideomycetes, Mycosphaerellales, Teratosphaeriaceae. The transcript has 3 exons. The record is from RefSeq and is a predicted model, not a curated record. Bases 1 to 3063 code for a protein of 1020 amino acids.
AUGUCAGAAGCACGCUACAUGCACAGCACUCUCUACCAUUUCGGGGAGCAAGCACGUAUCGCUGUUAUCCGCCACUUUCACGAGAAGAUGAACGACAUUGCUGCAAGGGUCUGGUACAAUACAACGAAAGACAUAUUUGUGCUCGAGUGCCCAGGAGGCGAUGAUCAUCGCGACAUGGGAGCCAACGCAGACGAGACCCUGUCUCUCUCCAUCCAGAUAUAUAUUGACGAAGAGCUAGAAGCCACUCAGCGCGAGGAGCGGACCCCCAGGAUUGAACGCUUUGCCGGAAGUAUCAUUGACGACGUUGAGGUCGACUUUGAUGGCACUCACGACGUCCCAGCAUCAGCACAGAUGACAUUCUCGUCACUGCAGUCUUCACCUGCGAGGAAGAAUUCUGCAUUGCAUCUGAUCCACACGGAAUUGAAGGAUCCUACGCUGAGACUGUUCCACCUGGCGGACCUGCCGCCUGGCAUGAUGAGACGAGUCCUUGUCGAUGUGGAUGACAUGAAGGCGAAGCGGCUAAUCAACAUUGGUACCACUGUACGAGUCGCACGCGGAGAAGAUCGCACCUUCAAUGGCCAUAUCGGCGCGCCAGUCAGCUCGCAGGACGCAGUAAACGAACAAAUACUGCUUGACCCGGUAACCUUUCCACGGCUAUCAGGCACGGCUGUAUUACAAGGGGAUGUCGACAGGCCUCCCGUGACUCUGUGGAAGUUCAAAGACGGGCAGGAAGUGAGCAUCAAGCAAUGGCAAAUGGGCAUCGGCGAAGUAGAAUAUUUCGAGGAGACUGAGGAGAGGGCAGAGGUUCCAAAGGACACGCUCAAACUGCUCGCGACCGAGGAUCCAGCCCUCGGCCGGGCUCGUGUGGUGAAAGGGGCUCAAAUGCUGCCGGCCGACGAUGUCUCUGAAAGUGAGGCGGAGGAUGCUGAACUGCCAAGAACGACGUUCAGCCAGCUGUGCCAUUCGCAGCAUGACGGCGACUCCGAGUCUGAAAAUUCCGACAGUGCAUCAGAUUCUUCCAAGAGAGAGGCGAGCAUAGACCGGAAGCGCAAUUUCACCAGUUUACUUGCACGGCCGUCAGUUGCCACCAAGGUACCGUCUUUAAACUCCGUCACUGUAACAGGAACUCCACCGACCGUGGUCCGCCCGGGUGACUCUCGAGGGCAUGAAGCUGUUGCGAUCAACGACGGGAGCACCAGCCAUACAGAAGACGACCGCCAAGACUCUGGGGUUGUGCACGAGCAAGACUUCAAGUCUCAUGGUCAGCCAUGGGCAAAUGUUGAUAGUGUUGGCCUCAAGGCGAACGCAACCAGCCAGGCUCGAUGGAAGCUCGAACACCCAGAGCCGCAGAAGACGACCAAGAGGAUUACCAGGCUCAUACCGACUUCGCGCAUCUCCACAGUGAAUGCCACAGAGGAUAGCACCUCCGCAAGUGUGAGUGUGAGCUCUGGUUGCGAACCCGAGAUGGCGCGCAAGCCCAGGUCACACGCUUUGAGUGCAACCCAAGCUUCUGUUCGCGAAGUUUCAUGUGGUCUCCCGGCAGAAGAGAAGGCAGACUGGGAGAGCAUAGUCGUGCCGCACAGCGUGGCAGAGGGCAGACUCAUAGACGACUUUGCGCCAGUUUCUAGGUCGAGCACGGCGAAGUACCCACCUGGUCUCCCUCCUACUCGCACGGCAGUGGUGAGGCAGGCAUUGGAGAGCAGUCAGCGAUGCCGGAAUACUCAGAUCGAGGGCAUACUCAUCGAUGUACCGAACGAAGUCGCUGCGGCGACUAAGUCGUCCGCCUCAGCACGCUCUCACAAGAGAAUGCAUCGUCACCGUGCUCUAGUCCCUCAAGACAAUGAUGCCUCCGGAUAUGCAGCGCCAGCUUCAGUACCAUUCGCCAAUGAUGAUGCCGGUGAAAUUGUCGAGCGUCUAGGAAAGGAACCCGUGGGUCCAGACAAGAAGUACACCAUGAGCCAGAAAGUGCAAAAGAAGGACAAAGGCGAGCACAACGUCCCGUUGAACGGCUCGAGGAAGAUCAAAGCCCAGCUGGAACUACCAGAUCCAAUUCCGCUUCCCAAGAAGAGGACACCCGCAUCAGCAAACAAAAAGACCUCCACUGCGCCGGUCAAGGCUAAGGCCGUGGAGAAGACACAACCUUCAGCGUCUGUACCAAACUAUGAGCCUGCGCAAGAGCCAGUCACUACACCACCAACUACCAGACUCGUCGAGAUGAUCAACAGUGCGCGAGCCGCACGCCCGAACAUGAAGGUUGAAGUUACCUGCGAGCUCGGCUUGCUACUCAGCACAUUCAACAAUCAGCCCACGAACAGGAAGGUGCCUCUUUUCGACAAUCUGCUCAACGGGAUAAGCACGCAAGUCUUCCUGCCCCGUCUCACAACAUCAACAAGCGACGCCAUUCAUAUCCUGGGCACGGCCAGCCAAGGCACACUCUCCACCAGAGGGCACUAUGAGCUUCUACUCAAAGACCUCUCUGGCACCAUGAAAUGGCUGAUCUGUGAUGGAGAUUUGACGGCCGUUACAGAACGCAGCGCCGAGCCCUUCACCACGGCAUACAUGCACUAUCCAUAUCGAGUGUGGGAUGCCAAAUGGACGGUCAAUGCCACCCCAGCGACAGCAGAUCUCAAUGUGGUUGGCAAAUUCAUCGCAUCGAUGCACACUAUUGACGAGGCGCCAUCGUUCUCAGCUCGUAUGCCAUCGACAUUCAACGUUGAGCAGGUCUUGGCAGUAUCAGAGUACUCGGUGGUCACACAAGAGGGCGUAAGGGUCGUGGUCACAGAGUCUCGAGCACUGAAGCUUGAAUCUAGACAAGCGAAGGGUGAAUCGGACCCAAAUCUGAAAGCCAUACAAUCGGGAACUAGGGACGAGCUUAUUGCUGGCGGACGAUUGUGGUGGCAAGCUAGGGUGGAGGCUGGGGAGUGCGAGAGUAUUGAGAAGAUGGGUGAAGUUGUGGAUCGCUUGAUGUGUGAGAUGGAUGGAGUGGGCUAUGGUAAUGUGGGGCCGUGGGAUGGUGCUGAUGUUCACGAAGCUCCGGCGGUGCCAGAGAUUCCGUACUGGUGA